GGUAUGGAGAGUGUGGGCUCAGCCUAGGGUGGGUGUAGGACAACCAUGGUGUUGGGUUGGGUUCUAAGACAGGAAAAUGGAGAAGUUUCAACCCAAUUAAUGUCACCACACUUGGGCUUUAUUCCCCUGAUCUGUCUUUCCCUUGGCGGGCUACGGAGAGUCUUCGGGCAUGCUCCCGGAUAUAUAUCACUUUAUGACUCUCGGAUCGGAAAGUCGCGGAAAAAGUGGCUAAGGCGUCAAGCUACGGACGUUAAAGAAGCACUUAACGGGAGGCAACCCGUCAUUCAAAUAAUUAAAUUAUUCAAUAAUUUUAUUUGUUAUUUUUGAGUUUCUAGUUGCCACACCAGUUUUGGGGGCAAGAAUUUAUGUGUUUGUUUAUGAGUGUGCAGAUGCCUCAUCGUCCUUCUUACCCUACUGUGGACCGUAAUGAGGUCCAACUGAUUGAUGGUGCUUCUAGGACGAGGUUCGAUGAGUGGGGACACUCAUGGGUGCUACACGAGUCUAUGUGUCUAGCUCAAGACACACUGACGGACUAUGGCUAUGCAGAGGAGAUGGAGGAGCUACUUGAGGGGACCAGAUGGCAGCGCCUGCUUCAGAUGAGGGCAGAGUCUAGCCUACCACUGACCAUCGAGUUCUUAUGCUCGAUAUCUGCUGUUCCGGAGAUUGAGUCACGAUAGAUGACUCAUAGUUUGAUCACUGCUGAUACCACAUUUGCCUUCACUCUUGCGGGCCAGUCGUUUCAGUUGACA
Cuscuta campestris is the source of this 749-nucleotide messenger RNA. Lineage: Eukaryota; Viridiplantae; Streptophyta; Magnoliopsida; Solanales; Convolvulaceae. The record is from the annotation of a GenBank genome assembly.